UGAGAGAGAACGGCAAACCACAAGCACAGAGAUAUGUAUGCAUGUGUGUAAUGCGUGUGAUUUGGAUUGAAUAAAUUUUGGGUUUCGGGCACUCUCUCCCACUCUCAUCCAUCCUCCUUCCAUUUCUUCAUAAUAUUUUGAUCCUCCAUCUUCUUCCAAACCACAAUAACUCCACUCUUUAAUUUAUCCGGUUUCGAUCUUUCAGAUCUUCCUCUCCUUUUUACUCUUCCAAAUUUCACUUCUUGAUCCUUUUUCUUUCUGGGUUUUGCGUUUCACUCCUUCUGGGCAGCUUCAGCGUCAUCUCCCAUAAGAUUCCAAACGAUCGGUUAUCGAAAAAGCAGUGCAUUCUUGAGAUUGGAGUUGGCAUGUGACUGCAGGAUCUGGGCAAGCACCGAUUUUGUUUGAGACUGAAUCAAAGAGGAUUUGGAUAUUGAGGUUGAUUCUUGCUGUUUAAGUUACCAAUCAUCACCUAAAGAAAAUAUUUGAGGUAGUUACUUUGUCUUAAUACAAUGUUGGGAGGCAACAAUAGUAACCCCAUGCUUCCUGUUUUCGUGGAUGAAAAUCGAUUCCCAUAUCCGACAAAUGCUUCAAGUCAACUUCAGCUGUUUGGAAAUGUACAAGCUGGAUGUAACGUUGAUCCUGUAAAUUAUUUUGGCACUGAGCAUAUCACUCCCAUGCUUCGGCCCAAUAAACGAAAUAGGGAAAUGGAAGAUAUCUCAAGACAGAAGAAGCUUCAGAUUUCUUUGAACUAUAAUGUCUGUCCAGAUGAAGCUGAUCGUUCAGCUAGCAUUCCAAACCCAAACGCUGUAUCAACGGGGUUAAGGCUAUCGUAUGAUGACGAUGAGCGCAACUCAUCAGUUACUUCUGCGAGUGGAAGUAUGACAGCAGCACCUUCAAUGAUCCUAUCCCUAGGUGACAAUAUCAGGACUGAGCUGGAUCGACAGAAGGAAGAGUUUGAUCAAUACAUCAAAAUUCAGGAGGAACACUUGGCAAAGGGGGUAAGGGACAUGAAGCAGAGACAUAUGGCUUCUUUCCUUGCCGCCAUAGACAAAGGCGUCAGCAAAAAGAUGCGUGAGAAAGACUUGGAAAUUGAGAACAUGAACAGUAAGAAUCAAGAAUUGGUUGAUAGAAUAAAACAGGUGGCUGUAGAAGCGCAAAAUUGGCACUACAGAGCAAAGUACAAUGAGUCGGUUGUUAACGCCCUGAAGAGCAACCUCCAGCAAGCAAUUUCGCAGGGUGCCGACCAAGGGAAGGAAGGAUUUGGAGACAGCGAAGUUGACGAUGCUGCCUCCUACAUCGAUCCAAAUAACUACCUGACUAUCCCAGUUGGACCAGCGAAAUCUGUGCCGAAGAAUUACCUGGGGUUGAAGGAGCAAACUGGUUCGAGAGCGUGUAGAGCAUGCAAAGCGAAGGAGGUGUCGAUGUUGUUGAUGCCUUGUAGGCACCUGUGUUUAUGUAAGGACUGUGAUGGGUUUGUCAAUGUUUGCCCUGUAUGUGAGUCAAUGAAAACUGCUAGCUUCCAAGUGUACUUGUCCUAAAUUAUGCAGCAACUUAAAAGAAGGGAAGAAAUUAAGAAAAAAAUUAUGUGAUGCACUGUUGAUAAUGUGUGAUUUUGUUCUCUGAAAUCAAAAUUUGUAUGUAGAGGUUCUAGUUGUCUUUGUAAAAUGAGUUGUAGCCUUUUGUUUUACGUUUUUUUUAGAGUAAAUAAAAGCGCUUUUGCUA
This is a messenger RNA of Malus domestica (apple), 1722 nucleotides long. Its product is annotated as probable BOI-related E3 ubiquitin-protein ligase 3. The record is from RefSeq and is a predicted model, not a curated record. Gene Ontology annotation, molecular function: ubiquitin-protein transferase activity. NCBI's taxonomy places the organism in Eukaryota, Viridiplantae, Streptophyta, Magnoliopsida, Rosales, Rosaceae.